Clonostachys rhizophaga is the source of this 1659-nucleotide messenger RNA. Lineage: Eukaryota; Fungi; Ascomycota; Sordariomycetes; Hypocreales; Bionectriaceae. The record is from the annotation of a GenBank genome assembly.
AUGUGUGGCAUUUCUGCUAUCCUGCUGGGCGAUCCGAAAGCCACCACCGCCGCCGUCGAUCUCCACGAAUCCCUCUACUACCUCCAACAUCGUGGACAAGACGCCGCCGGAAUCGCUGUUUGCCAGGGUGGACGAGUAUACCAGGCCAAGUCCAAUGGACUGGCUUCCAAGGUCUUCGAUGAAGGCAGGCGCAUUGCCGAGUUGCCCGGCUUCAUGGGUAUUUCACACUUGAGAUAUCCUACCGCCGGAACAUCAUCAGCAUCCGAAGCACAGCCAUUCUAUGUCAACUCUCCCUUCGGUUUAUCGAUGUCGAUCAACGGAAACAUCACGAACCCUCAAGAGGUCGCCCGAUUUCUCGACCAAGAGGCUCGCCGCCACGUCAACACCGCCUCCGACUCCGAGCUUGUCCUCAACGUCUUUGCAAAUGCCCUUAACGAGCUCGGCAAGGCUCGUGCCAACGUGGACGAUAUCUUUACUGCCCUGCGAGACGUGUACAAGCGAUGCAUCGGUGCCUACAGCUGCGUCGCAAUGGUGGCAGGUUUUGGCCUGCUUGCAUUCAGAGAUUCGAACGGUAUUCGACCUCUCUGCCUCGGAUCAAGACCCUCUGCUACCAUUGAGGGCGCCAAAGACUACUUCCUCGCCUCCGAAUCGAUUGCCUUGACCCAGCUUGGUUUCACCGAUGUCGUCAACAUCAAACCCGGCGAGGCAGUCUUUAUCCAGAAGGGGGGUGUUCCUCAGUUCAAGCAGAUCGAGAAGAGGGAUUCCUGGUCUCUGGAUAUCUUUGAAAUGGUAUACUUCGCCAGACCAGACUCAGAGCUUGACGGCAUUUCCGUACAUCGCAGCCGUGAAAACAUGGGACGCAAGUUGGCAAAGAAGAUCAAGGACACCCUGAGCAAGGAAGCUUUUGAUGAAAUCGACGUCGUGAUUCCGGUUCCGGAGACCAGCAAUACCUCGGCCAGCAUAUUGGCACAAGAGAUGGGCAAGCCAUUCUCAAACGCUUUUGUCAAAAACAGAUACAUUUUCCGCACAUUUAUGCCCGGCCAAAAGGCGCGACGAGCAGGAAUUCGCCGCAAGCUGUCCUGCAUUAAAUCCGAAUUCAAAGACCGGGUUGUUCUAUUAACGGACGACAGCAUCGUUCGUGGCAACACAUCUCGUGAAAUUGUCCAAAUGGCGAAAGAAGCAGGUGCCAAGAAGGUCCUGUUUGUUUCGUGCUCUCCCGAGAUCAGAUACCCCCACGUGCAUGGCAUCGACCUGGCUGACAGAGACGAGCUCAUCGCCUACGGCAAAACGGCCGAAGAAGUGGCCACGGCAAUUGGCGCAAGCGAAGUAGUCUACCAAUCCCUCGACGACCUCAAGGACGCGUGCAGAGAGGCCAUCCAGGACGGCUACGAGAAGAUCGACUUCGAAACGGGAGUAUUCUCAGGCCAUUACACGACCCCCGUGCCAGAAGAGUACUUUGAGCACCUGGAGCGCCUGCGGUCCAACAAGAAGAGGAAAGCAGCGGCUAUCACAGAAUCCGAGGGCGGUGCGCAGACUGUCCUGGUCGCAAGCGGCGGGCCUGUGAAUGUCAGCUCUCGCAACCACAUACAGGAAGAGGAUGUGAAGGGCCCAGAGAACCGGGAGGACGUGAGCAUUUACAAUUUUGCAGGAAAGGUAUAG